Molecule: messenger RNA, 1962 nt
Organism: Drosophila serrata
Lineage: Eukaryota; Metazoa; Arthropoda; Insecta; Diptera; Drosophilidae
Source: RefSeq, a predicted model, not a curated record
AAAGGAACAUCUUUCAUCUCUCACAAGAAAAUAGUAUUACACUUGCUACACCCAUCAUCAAUAUAUAAAUUCCAAAAAAAAAACACUACAAACACAUUCAAAAUUCAUCCUAGUUGUAACAAAUUCCCCAAAAACUCCAUAAAACACUUCUGCAACUUCAACAAUGACCAUGACAAUGAGACGCUGUGUGAUCUGUGGCGAGAGGCCGCCCCCGAUGGAUGCCCAGGGCAACGUGGCUUAUGCGUAUCCCAAGAACGAUGAGGAGGCUCGCAUUUGGCAGAUUAGCAUGGCGGCCAAGGAGUGCUCCGUGCGGAGCAUACGGAAGGAGUGCUGCGUCUGUGUGGAGCACAUUCCAGAGUUUGUGACCCGGGCCAAGGCCAUUGGCAGGAAGCUGAGCGCUGAGAAGAAGAAGCAAAGGGAGGCGAAAUGUUCAGAGGCUUCGACGCCCGAUGAAGAACCUAAGGAAGAGCCAGAGGAAAAGCCGAAGGAUGAAUGCGUUCAGUGUCCGGAUUGUGGGGAACCAGCUGAGGAACGGGAGAAACCCUCGGUUAGUGUCCUGCUCCUGAACGGAUCCUCGCUGCCCACCUAUUGCGCCGAUAGCAAAGGUUCUUGCUGCGUGGACUCCCGUCCGGCUGAGAAGGGCGAUUCCAAGGGUAAGGCAACGAAAAGGAUCAAGUCAGUGAAGUCCAAGUGCUCGGACACGGAGAUCUUUGUGCUGGAGUCUGGCUUUCAGGACACUGGUGGCAAAUUUCCGGAUAUUGACGGUACAGAGGUCACCCACCUGCGGGCGCCCACGCAGGAGGAGGACGAGCUGACGCAAUUGCGAGAGGAGAUGAUGGAGGAGGUGGAAGAGAAUGGAGAUCCCACUAUCAGGAGACGUCGUGGUAGCUGCCUUCCCGGCUGCACGGAUGUCCUUCUCCUGGGUCGGGGACAGCACGAAACGGACGUGUGUCCUUGCAAGUGCGAUCAGUGCAAAAAGACCUGUGGCCUUUCGGAUCCAGAUCCUUGCUGCCGGCCAGAAUGUUGCCCGAAAUGCGAGCCAGAGUACUUUGACCAGCCGCCAUGUGGCUGCGAAUGCGAACAGCAGGUGCGAAGGGAACUGGGGAAGGUGAUCAAGGAUCAAGCGAUGCGAAUCCUAGAGCUAGAGGAGCUACUCUGCCGGCAGAAUAAUAUGCGCAAUUGCCUGCAACGGAAGCUGGACGAGCUGUACUGUGAGUUUGGCCGCCUGGACGACGCCGAGAACGAGGCGUAUCGAUCGGGAAUAUCCUGCCCGGGAAGUAAACGUGGCGGUCCUGAUUGCGCCUCCGUGCUCAGCGAGCGUCCUUCAAUACAGCCUGAACAACAACCGAAAGUAGAGUCCAGUCGCUCGAUGUUUAGUAGGAUAUCGUUGAAGAGAUUAAGCACCAGCGAUGUUCGUUCCAAGCAGCCGGAAGAGUUACCUGUACCAAGGAUACGGAUACAUGGAUUUGCGGAACAGAAGCCGGAACUUACAAAGCGCACCCGAAGACCCAAGUGGGUCAAUAGAACGGAAUCGGAAGAGCGAAUGAUUACUACCCAAGUUGGCCAAAUGCCUUCAAUAAAGUUCAAUGAAAUUCCCACCACCUCUGGGAUGGUCAACUAUUCCGCUUCCACCUUGGCUUUAAGCCGCAAUCGUGCCUCCGAAACCCAAGGCAACUUGAGCAACUCCAGAGGCAAUCUCUCCACAUCCAAUUACUCCGAUGUGACCAUAUCCAAUUCCAGGUCCAGCUACACGGUAUCCUUCAACUCAAAUGUGAACAAAUCCAACUCCAAGACCAACCAAUCCAUAUCCCAAGCUUGAUGUGAUGGCACAUCCACUUCCACCCACACUUCAACUCCCAUUCACAUCCAUUUCCAUAUACACCUGCCCACCUCCGUCUAUACCUUGUCUACUGUGCAAUCAUGCAAAUAAAAAUAUAUUCUUUUUUUCCGGCUCUGUGCAAA